AUGCCGAUCGCCGACGAUGUCUUCUUGCUCGCAUUCUCGAUUUUGCCCUCAUUGCUGCGCUUGUACUGGGUGCUGUGCACCAUGGCUGCAGUACUGGCGCUGCUGCCCCUACCCGGCCUCGCUGGCUUCAGGGCUGCAGUAAUCUUGUCGGCGUGCCGUGGGAAGCUUGUAGACAUGAAGCCCCACAAGGCCUUUGGUCCACUGUCGGUGUCCCUGCUGGCAUUGUGCCUGCUGGAAGUCCACCUUGUGCGGAGAUACCUUGAGACGGUGCUCAUCAUGCAGUAUCCUCCCAAUGCCCGCAUGCACGGCAUAGCAUACCUAUAUGGGAUCAGCUACUACCUGGUCGUCCCAGCUACCCUUGUGCCCCUAGCGCUCCUCCAAAGGUUGGCAGACGGGGGCUUGGAGAGCCUCCUAGGAAGGGGAGCAAUGAUGGGCGCCCUCCCGUCUGCACUUGAGGCGACGCUUGCGAGGCUCAGUGCUCUGCAGUGGCUGGGUGUGCUCGCCUUUGUCGCGGGGAACUUGUUGCAGCUCCAUUCGCACCGGCUGCUGGCAAACCUUUCUCGGGGCACCCAAAGCGGAACAUAUCGCAUCCCACGAGGUGGCCUCUUUAAGCUGGUGUCCUGCCCGCACUACCUGGCAGAGAUCGUCAUCUAUUCCGGCCUGGGGCUGCUCAUCGGGGCGCAACGCCCCCUGGCCUGGCUCAUUCUGGCCUGGGUGGCAGCGAACCUGGUCCUCGCAGCUGGGAUGACGCAGGCGUGGUACAGGCGACGCUUCCCCAGCUACCCCAGCAGGCGCAAGGCCCUGUUCCCCUGGCUGUACUGA
Auxenochlorella protothecoides is the source of this 822-nucleotide messenger RNA. RefSeq names its product Polyprenol reductase 2. Gene Ontology annotation, molecular function: 3-oxo-5-alpha-steroid 4-dehydrogenase activity. Gene Ontology annotation, biological process: dolichol-linked oligosaccharide biosynthetic process; polyprenol catabolic process. The transcript is spliced from 7 exons. Bases 1 to 822 code for a protein of 273 amino acids. Gene Ontology annotation, cellular component: endoplasmic reticulum. Lineage: Eukaryota; Viridiplantae; Chlorophyta; Trebouxiophyceae; Chlorellales; Chlorellaceae. The record is from RefSeq and is a predicted model, not a curated record.